This is a messenger RNA of Fusarium odoratissimum NRRL 54006, 1089 nucleotides long. RefSeq lists its product as uncharacterized. Lineage: Eukaryota; Fungi; Ascomycota; Sordariomycetes; Hypocreales; Nectriaceae. The coding region runs from base 1 to 1089 and encodes 362 amino acids. The record is from RefSeq and is a predicted model, not a curated record. Gene Ontology annotation, molecular function: zinc ion binding; oxidoreductase activity. The transcript has 4 exons.
AUGGCAAUCGUCCCUAGUGCCCCGUCGUCCCACCAGGCUGCUGUCUACGACAAACCUGGUGAACUUAGCACCAAGGUGGUAGACAUUGAGACUCCCAGCCCAUCCGCAGGAGAGGUGUUGGUGAAGCUCUCUCAUUCCGGCGUCUGCCACUCAGACCUUUCCAUCAUGAAGAACUCUUGGGGAAUGCCCUUUUCGCUUCCUGCCACUCAGGUUGGCGGUCAUGAAGGUGUUGGAACAGUUGUUCAGGUUGGAGAGGGUGCAGAUAUACACGGCUUCGCAGUUGGAGAUCGAGUUGGAGUCAAAUGGCUGAGAGAUAUCUGCGGUAGCUGUGUCUACUGCAUCGCUGGAGAGGACGGUCUCUGUGCCAAACAGUCUGUAUCCGGCAUGUUCAACCCAGGGACAUUCCAGCAAUACCUCACUGUGCCAGCUCGAUACCUGACACCUAUUCCUGACGGCGUGAGCUCCGAAGUAGCCGCACCGAUGCUAUGCGCAGGUCUGACAUCGUACGCAGCCUUAAGUAAGGUGAGUGCCAGUCCAGGCGAUUGGGUUGUUGUGUCAGGCGCCGGAGGUGGUUUGGGGCAUCUCGUCACGCAGAUAGCAGCCAAAGCCUUCGGAUAUCGCGUUGUUGGCAUCGAUCAAGCAGGCAAGGAAGAUGUGGUGAAGGAGAGUGGUGCUGAGAUAUUCAUCGAUGCUACGACGCCCGGCGAGGAGUUGGUCUCCAACGUCAAGAAGAUCACAGAUAAUCUCGGCGCCAAUGCAGUAGUUGUAUGUGCGUCAAGCAAUGCAGCAUACUCUCAAGGCCUAGAAUUGUUGAGACCCGGUGGAACGUUAGUCGGUGUUGGAAUGCCUGGGGGAAAGCCUGUUGCGAUCGCAAGCGCAAUGCCUGGGCCGAUUGUUCAGAAGCAGCUGAAGAUUGUUGGGUCGAUAUUGGGCAAUCGUCAGGAUGCAGUCGAUGUGCUGAAUCUGGCGGCCAGAGGUGUUAUUACGGUGCAUUAUCAGACAAGGCAGCUGAGCGAGCUGACGGACGUCUUUAGGGAGAUGGAAAGUGGGAGUUUGGCGGGAAGGGCUGUUUUGGAUCUGCAGAGCUAA